CAGCCAGCAGAGCAGCCAGCAGAGCAGCCACGAGGAUGAUUCUGGCCGGUUCCUGAGUCCUCGGGUGCAGGACGGAAGCACUGCCAGUAACUCCAACCGCAGCUCGCCAGCCUGCUCCCCGGUCCUCCGGAAGCGGUCUCGCUCGCCAACCCCACAGAGCCCUGACGGAGACACCAUGGUGGAGAAGGGAUCAGACCACUCUUCGGACAAGUCGCCCUCCACGCCGGAGCAGGGUGUGCAGCGCAGCUGCUCCUCACAGUCGGGCAGGAGUGGUGGCAAGAAUUCCAAGAAAAGCCAGAGCUGGUAUAAUGUGUUAAGCCCCACUUACAAGCAGAGAAACGAAGACUUCAGAAAGCUCUUUAAGCAACUUCCAGACACGGAGCGCCUCAUUGUUGAUUACUCGUGUGCACUCCAAAGAGACAUUCUCCUUCAGGGCCGACUCUACCUCUCUGAAAACUGGAUCUGCUUCUACAGCAACAUCUUCCGCUGGGAAACUCUGCUGACUGUCCGUUUAAAAGACAUCUGCUCCAUGACUAAAGAAAAAACAGCUCGCCUCAUUCCCAAUGCCAUCCAAGUUUGCACUGAUUCAGAAAAGCACUUUUUUACUUCGUUUGGGGCCCGGGAUAGGACGUACAUGAUGAUGUUCCGGCUGUGGCAGAAUGCGCUCCUUGAAAAGCCACUGUGUCCCAAGGAGCUCUGGCACUUCGUUCACCAGUGCUACGGGAACGAGCUGGGCCUGACCAGUGACGACGAGGACUACGUGCCCCCCGACGACGACUUCAACACGAUGGGCUACUGUGAGGAAAUCCCCGUAGAAGAGAAUGAAGUGAAUGACAGCUCGUCCAAAAGCAGCAUAGAGACCAAGGCAGACGCCAGCCCGCAGCUGCCCAAGAAGUCCGUCACCAACAGCACGCUGACGUCCACCGGGAGCAGCGAAGCCCCUGUCUCGUUUGACGGCCUGCCCUUGGAGGAGGAGGGGCUGGAGGGUGACGGGGCCCUAGAGAAGGCGCUUGCUAUCGACAGUAUCAUGGGAGAGAAGAUGGAGAUCCUCGCGCCUGUGAACUCCCCCUCGCUGGACUUCAACGACAAUGAGGACAUCCCCACCGAGCUCAGCGACUCCUCUGACACCCACGAUGAAGGGGAGGUCCAGGCCUUCUACGAGGACCUGAGUGGCCGGCAGUAUGUGAAUGAGAUUUUCAACUUCAGCGUGGACAAGCUCUAUGACCUCCUGUUCACCGACUCGCCCUUCCAGCGGGACUUCAUGGAGCAGCGGCGCUUCUCAGAUAUCAUCUUCCAUCCAUGGAAGAAGGAAGAGAAUGGAAACCAGAGCCGACUGAUUCUUUACACCAUCACCCUCACCAACCCCCUGGCUCCCAAAACUGCCACUGUCAGGGAGACACAGACCAUGUACAAGGCGAGCCAGGAAAGUGAGUGCUACGUGAUAGACGCCGAGGUCCUCACCCACGACGUGCCGUACCACGACUACUUCUACACCAUCAACCGCUACACACUCACGCGCGUGGCCCGCAACAAGAGCCGGCUCAGGGUCUCCACAGAGUUGCGCUAUCGGAAACAGCCCUGGGGGUUGGUGAAGACUUUCAUCGAGAAGAACUUCUGGAGUGGGCUGGAAGACUACUUCCGCCACCUGGAGAGCGAGCUGACCAAAAUCGAGAGCAGCUACCUGGCGGAGAUGCACAGACAGUCUCCCAAAGAGAAGGCCGGCAAGCCUCCCACGGUGCGGAGGAGGAAGCGUCCCCAUGCCCACCUGCGGGUGCCCCACCUGGAAGAGGUGAUGAGCCCCGUCACCACACCCACUGAUGAAGAUGUGGGCCACAGGAUCAAGCAAGUGGCAGGUUCCACGCAGACACGGCAUAUCCCCGAGGACACCCCCAACGGUUUCCACCUGCAGAGUGUGUCCAAGCUGCUGCUGGUGAUCAGCUGUGUCCUGGUGCUGCUGGUCCUCCUUAACAUGAUGCUUUUCUACAAACUCUGGAUGCUGGAAUACACCACCCAGACCCUCACUGCCUGGCAGGGCCUGCGGCUCCAAGAAAGGUUACCCCAGUCUCAGACAGAGUGGGCCCAGCUCUUAGAGUCCCAGCAAAAGUACCACGAUACUGAGCUCCAAAAGUGGAGAGAGAUCAUCAAAUCCUCGGUGAUGCUCCUCGACCAGAUGAAGGACUCACUCAUCAACCUCCAGAACGGCAUCAGGUCCCGCGACUACACGUCAGAAAGUGAAGAGAAGAGGAACCGCUAUCAUUGACAAGGCAGGAGCAGGGUGGCUGCAAGAGGCCUGUGCAAUACAUGUACAUAGACCAUAUAAAUAUAUAUAUAUAUAAAUA
Miniopterus natalensis is the source of this 2339-nucleotide messenger RNA. Lineage: Eukaryota; Metazoa; Chordata; Mammalia; Chiroptera; Miniopteridae. The record is from RefSeq and is a predicted model, not a curated record.